UCCAAACAAGAUAUGUCUUUUAUUUUUAUUUUUUUCUUUCUUUUCUCUAUUCUUCUCCGCCGGAGACAAGACGCAGCUCUUCCACUUCCAAGCGUCUAUGUUCUUCUUCCUCAUCCUCUGAACCGUCUUCUUCGUCUACAUGCCCCACCAAGCGAUCUAAGGUCAAGAUCGAUGCCGCUAUUGAAUCUGUACGUUAGAUCCGAUUGAGAAUCAAGGACCGGUUUCGGAUUCAGGAUCGGAAUCCGGAGAGCCGGAGCUUGGAUCCUCUGAUCCAGAGAGUGUGACCAGAGACCAAACGAGGUUAGCUUUUUCAUUGACAAGAGUAAGGUUCAAAAAGUGAAAAAGGACAAGCCCUUGCUUAUCUCCUGAAGAAGCUCAACACUGAAGGGAAGCUUCCUCUUAAUCAAAAGUAGGUUUGUAUUGUAUCAGUUUUUUUAUAUGCUUUGAUUUGCUUACGCAGGUGAACUGUGUCUCUAUCAUGGAUCAUCUAACUACAUGGAGAAAGAGGUUCAGUUUACAGGAAUAUUAAGUGAUAAAGCUCAAGAAAAUCCAGACUUUUUCAAUUGGAAUAGAGUUAAGCUUUGUUACUGUGAUGGUGCUUCUUUCAGUGGAGAUGGUCAGAAUGAGGCUGCACAGCUUCAGUUUAGAGGAGAGCGUAUCUGAAGAGCAGCCAUAGAUGAUUUAAAGGCCAAUGGAAUGAGAUACGCCGGCCAGGCACUUCUCUCUGGAUGCUCAGGUGGUGGUUUAGCAGCUAUCCUACGUUACGAUGAGUUCAGGAACUUGUUCCCUGGUUCCACCAAAGUCAAGUGCUUAAGUGACGCAGGCUUGUUCUUGGACAAGAACUUAUACAAUGGUAUAGUAGAGUUUCAGAGUGUGAAAAACAACCUGCCUCGUCUGUGCACAAACCAUCUUGAUCCAACUUCGUGUUUCUUCCCAGACAAUCUGAUCAGUCAGAUGAAAACUCCACUUUUCAUUGUCAACGCUGCAUAUGAUACAUGGCAGAUACAAAGCAGCAUAGCUCCAACAUCAGCAGAUCCUAGUGGGUUUUGGCAUGACUGUAGACUCAACCAUGGAAAGUGCACACCUGGUCAAAUGCGGUUCUUGCAAGGUUUCAGGGAUCAGAUGCUGAGAGUAGUUAAGGGCUUCUCAAUGUCUAGACAGAACGGUUUGUUCAUAAACUCAUGCUUUGCUCAUUGCCAAACCUCGUCGAGCAAAUCAACUUUAUGGUUUAGCUUAGGUUUAAGUUUUUUUCUGGUUUUAGUUUUGUAAACCAAUUUUAAUUUAUAAAUAAAAUUAAUUUUAAAUUUUA
Molecule: messenger RNA, 1309 nt
Organism: Brassica oleracea var. oleracea
Lineage: Eukaryota; Viridiplantae; Streptophyta; Magnoliopsida; Brassicales; Brassicaceae
Product: pectin acetylesterase 12-like
Exons: 8
Coding region: 697-1269 (190 amino acids)
Biological process (GO): cell wall organization
Cellular component (GO): plant-type cell wall
Molecular function (GO): pectin acetylesterase activity
Source: RefSeq, a predicted model, not a curated record